Uranotaenia lowii is the source of this 741-nucleotide messenger RNA. RefSeq lists its product as uncharacterized. The transcript has a single exon. The record is from RefSeq and is a predicted model, not a curated record. The coding region runs from base 1 to 741 and encodes 246 amino acids. NCBI's taxonomy places the organism in Eukaryota, Metazoa, Arthropoda, Insecta, Diptera, Culicidae.
AUGAAACGUGUUAACGGCAAGAAAGAGGCAACCAAUACCAUGGUUCUCACCAUAACCGGCUCCACUCCCCCAUCCCAUGUCUUCUUCGGCUAUAUUCGUGUUCCAACCCGAACCUUCUAUCCCAGUCCUUUGAUGUGUAACAAAUGUGGUAAUUUCGGCCACAAUAAACUUCGAUGCGAGCAAAACGAAACCUGCCUGGUUUGUGGUGAAACCGCAGUUCAUCCAAAUUGUUCGAAAGACCCAAAAUGCCCAAAUUGCGAAGGUCCCCACCCAGCAUUCAGUCGGAACUGUCCAAAACAACAAGAAGAGCAGGCCAUCGUACGGAUUCGUGUGGACCUAGGGAUCUCUCAGGGCGCCGCUGUCAAGGAGUACCGAACCCGCUGUGCAGCAACCAAAAAUUGCACAACUGUACAACAACGUUUGGAAGCCACUAGGACCGACACCCACCAAGACAACAAGGACAAAAGGAUUCGAGAGCUUGAAAAUCAAGUUGCUCUCCUUUUCGACCAGCUCAAAACCCUUCAGAACUGCGCCAAUUCGGUUGCCGAAACCGAAGAAUCUGCCGACUCCGACGACACAAUGGUUUCCGAAAGCAGCUCCACCUCGUCCACCCCGAAGAGGAACCGGAACCGCGGGUCUUCUGAGGAACGCAGCACCAAAUCAGAACUGGAACUGAAAAACGAAGCGACACCAUCCCCCAUCCUCGCAGAUUGGUCAAAAUCAACGGAAUUCUCGUGGUAA